AUGGCGACGCACGAAGAAAAGUCUGGGGGCCACUCCCUGACGGAAAGCAAUUUGGCAGUGCCCGAUGCCGCUGCCAAAGUAUCAUCAAUACGCGUAUUCUCACUAGAGAGAACAGCAAGCGGCACGACGGCAAGAUCCGACAACAGCAACCCAUUCGAGACUGAUGUCGAGGCAAUGGCCACAAACAACUCGAUCGACAAGCCCCGAGCUAGCGUUGUCCUUACGCGGAAGAAGGACUGCCAGGUCUGGCCUAACAAAAGCGACUGGAAGCAGAGGGCCAAGGCAGGCAAGAAGAAUCGCAGCUGUGCUUUUAUGCAGAGAUUCAGCAGGCGCACCAGAAUCACCAUGAAAAUCCUCAUGGUCGUUUUGGUUGUCAGCAUCGCCAUAGCUGUGGGGUUUGGCGUGAGCAGACCUCUCGGAGCCCCCAUCUGGGGUGAAAAGAGCAAGAGCUCGUAA
Messenger RNA from Ustilaginoidea virens, 456 nucleotides. RefSeq lists its product as uncharacterized. Lineage: Eukaryota; Fungi; Ascomycota; Sordariomycetes; Hypocreales; Clavicipitaceae. Bases 1 to 456 code for a protein of 151 amino acids. The record is from RefSeq and is a predicted model, not a curated record. The transcript has a single exon.